CGGGGGCCUCGGAGCACGGCGGAACCAUGCCUAAGUCCAAGCGGGAUCGCAAAGUGUCCCUAACGCGGACGCCCCGCAAGGGGCUGGAGGCCAAGCAGGCUCUGAUCACCGAGCUGCGGCGCUGUGUGGACACCUACAAGUACAUCUUCGUUUUCUCCGUGGCCAACAUGAGGAACAACAAGCUGAAGGAUGUGCGGAACGCCUGGAAGCACAGCAGGAUCUUCUUCGGGAAGAACAAGGUGAUGAUGGUGGCGCUGGGCCGGGAGCCGAGCAGCGAGUACAAGGAGAACCUGCACAAGGUAAGCAAACACCUGAGAGGGGAGGUCGGGCUCCUCUUCACCAACCGCACCAGGGACGAGGUGGAUGAGUGGUUCUCCAAGUUCCGGGAGCUGGACUUUGCCCGUGCUGGGAACAAGGCACCGUACGGGGUGAGCCUGGACACGGGGCCCCUGGAGCAGUUCCCCCACUCCAUGGAGCCACAGCUGCGGCAGCUGGGGCUGCCCACGGCGCUGAAGAAAGGAGUGGUGACACUGCUUUCGGAUUACGAAGUGUGCAAGGAAGGAGAUGUUCUCACCCCAGAACAGGCCCGUGUGCUGAAACUCUUUGGCUACGAGAUGGCAGAGUUUAAAGUCACCAUGAAGUUCCUGUGGAAUUCUGAGACGGGAGACUUCCAGAAGCUCGUAGAAGACACAGGAGAGGAGGAGGAAGAGGAGGAGGAUGAUGACGAUGGCAGCAAUGAGGACUAACAGCUUGGACACCAGACAAACUAAUUUUAGGGACAAAAAGAGGAGAACAUUUCCCUUCCCUGGGUGCACCUGGACUGGGACGAUCUUCAUAUACAAUGACCUAACUAUGCUUUUUUUAUAUUUAUAUAAAUAUCUACGUGAAACUUCA
Sturnus vulgaris (Common starling) is the source of this 894-nucleotide messenger RNA. RefSeq names its product MRT4 homolog, ribosome maturation factor (gene MRTO4). Gene Ontology annotation, biological process: ribosomal large subunit biogenesis; ribosomal large subunit assembly; rRNA processing. The record is from RefSeq and is a predicted model, not a curated record. Lineage: Eukaryota; Metazoa; Chordata; Aves; Passeriformes; Sturnidae. Gene Ontology annotation, molecular function: RNA binding. Gene Ontology annotation, cellular component: nucleolus; preribosome, large subunit precursor.